UAUAAAUUGAUGCAUGCAAGAUAUGAGGAAAUGCAAUACAAAGUUGAGCUCAUAAUUAACAAACAAUAGUAUAUUGUAACAAUGGCUUAUGUUAAGAUUGCUCCUUUUGCUGUCUUCUUGCUUGCUGCUUUCUUAAUGUUCUCGAUGAAGAAAAUAGAAGGGGCAAAGUGUGGGGAGGCUUGCGACACGCAAUUUAAUUUUUGUAACGCUGGUGAUGGUUGUCGUUGCUUUAUCACGGAUGCUUAUUUGACUCUUCCUGGCUUUUGCGCCCAACUUACUUCUAUUGAAAAGAAGGUUGAGGAACUACCUAACUUAUGUUGGUCUCAUGCUGAAUGCAUAAGAAAGGGUAGUGGAAAUUACUGUGCUCAUCUUCCUAAUUCUGAUAUCAAAUAUGGCUUCUGUUUUGCCUCUAUCUCUGAAGCAGAAGAUGUCUUAUUGAAAAGAGACUUCUUGAAGAUGUCUGUUUCGGCUUAAUAUCAAUAUGUCAAAAAAAAAGCCUGCCAUGCUAGAUAUUAUGCAUUUAUGUACGUACUACUUACUUUAAAUAAGUAGUCUUUGUUUCCAACUAAAUAAUUGGGUUUCUUAAUAUCCAUCCAAAUUUCAAUAAUGAUGCAUGUGCUUGGUUGUGGCUAUUUAAGAUAUGGUGUUGAUUUGCAAGUAAUGUAUGUCAUUAUUCGUUUUCUAAUUUUCAUAUAACAAUCAAAGGAGUAUUAUUGAUAAA
Messenger RNA from Medicago truncatula (barrel medic), 721 nucleotides. RefSeq names its product albumin-1. NCBI's taxonomy places the organism in Eukaryota, Viridiplantae, Streptophyta, Magnoliopsida, Fabales, Fabaceae. Bases 82 to 474 code for a protein of 130 amino acids. The transcript has 2 exons. The record is from RefSeq and is a predicted model, not a curated record.